AUGACAUCUCUUAUCUUGUUCCCUCCUGCAUCUCCCGUCAAGUUCUUUUCACUUCCCGGCAGCACUAUGAACAUCGGUGAAGGUGCAUUCAUGAGCUGCAUCAAUCUUAUCACCAUCACAAUUCCUAAUGACAGUGUUCAACAGAUCUCACAGAACGCUUUUGAAGGAUGUCGGAAUCUGAAACUUAUCACCAUUCCAUCAUGCGUUCUUUCAGUUGGACGAGAUGCAUUCAAAGACUGCGAACAUCUUUCAUGUGGUUGUGAGAUUGAGAACCGAAACAAACAAUUCAUCACAGAACUUAUCACCAGUAGCAAACUUCCACGACGCUGCACUUAUGACUGUUCUUCUCUAUGUUCUGCUUUUGUAGUAUUAUAA
Messenger RNA from Trichomonas vaginalis G3, 375 nucleotides. RefSeq names its product ribonuclease inhibitor domain-containing protein. The coding region runs from base 1 to 375 and encodes 124 amino acids. NCBI's taxonomy places the organism in Eukaryota, Parabasalia, Trichomonadida, Trichomonadidae. The record is from RefSeq and is a predicted model, not a curated record. The transcript has a single exon.